AUGCAGGAACAAAGAAAUGCCAAAUACUUAGGGCUCCCUAUGGUGAUAGGGAGAUCAAAGCGGGAUGUGUUCAAGUUUGUGGAAAAGCUGGGCCAAGGCAAGUAUUUUCCUAAGGGGGGCAGAAAAGACAAGCUUGUCUGGAUUUUUAACAAUGAUGGGAAAUUCUCUGUCAAAACUUGCUACAAAGCAAUCAUGGAUCGAAAUGAGCUAACUAGAUGUCAACCAGAAUCAAGUAGAGGAGCCACAGCUUCGAAGAAAAUCUGGAAUAGCAUAUGGAAAAUCAAAAUAAAGCCCAAGCUCAGAAUCUUCUUGUGGAGCUUUCGCACUCCUCCCAUUUUUCUUGCUCACGGCUUCACAAACCCUGCAAGCCAACGUGUCCAGGCUGGCGGCCCUCGCCUCCCGAUAGCUCCCCAAAACCCCACACCUCCUCCACGCGUGAUACUCAGCAUAAGCCACAGGAUCGUUCGCCAGCGACUUAACAUAAGACGCCAGCUCAUCCAACGACCCAAACUUAGUCCCGUCUAUGAUCGAGUGAGGCGGCACGAAAUCCCUCACGUUUGGGGCCCCGAAAUAUAUGGGGACUGCCCCAGAGUCGAGCCCGUAGAAGAGCUUCUCUGUCACAGGGAAAUGGCUCGGUCGAGCCCCCCCACAUUGUUCAGACACUUGCCGAACGAGUGGGUCGGGAGUUUUCCGAGCAGCUUCUUGGCUAGCUUGUUUCUUUCGGGAAGACAACGUGAUGAGGACCAAUAA
Striga asiatica is the source of this 750-nucleotide messenger RNA. The record is from the annotation of a GenBank genome assembly. Lineage: Eukaryota; Viridiplantae; Streptophyta; Magnoliopsida; Lamiales; Orobanchaceae.